AUGGAACCUAACAAUCAUGAGAAUAACGGGGGUGAGUGUGAUUGGAAGCCUAGAGUUCGCAUGACAUUUGAUACAGAACAAGAAGCAUAUGAUUUCUAUAAUACUUAUGGAGGAAGGUUGGGCUUUAGUAUUAGAAGGGGUUAUGUAAACAAGAGCAAAGAGGGGCAUUCAAGUCAAUUUGUUUGUAAUAAGGAAGGAUUUCGGGUUGUCGACAAGCGAGAUUCAUUAACAAAAAAUCCUAGGCAGGAAGUGAGGACUGGUUGUCAAGCCCGACUUGUCAUUAAGUGGGAUAGGAAUAUUCAGAAAUUUUUUGUUAGUGAUUUUGUUGAACAACAUAAUCAUAUCUUCGUACCACCAGAAUGUACGCAUAUGUUACCAUCCCAAAGGAAGAUAUCUGCAUCACAGGCAACCGAAAUAGAUUUAGCCGAAAAAUCUGGAAUCCGUCUUAAUGCUGCAUUUGAGCUCAUGGGUAAUGAAGUUGGUGGAAGGGAGUCGCUUGGGUUUACAAAACUUGACCAAAAAAAUUAUUUGAGAACGAAGAGGCAAAACAGUUUAGCAUAUGGGGAGGCAGGUAGCAUUUUGCAAUAUUUUCGUGACAAAUCAUUGGAGAAUCCAUCUUUUUUUUACUCGGUCCAAUUAGAUAACGAAGAGCAGAUUACAAACAUAUUUUGGGCCGAUGCUCAGAUGAUCAUGGAUUAUGGACAAUUUGGUAAUAUUGUGACUUUUGACACUACUUACAAGUUAAAUAGUGCACAUAGACCAUUUGCGUCUUUUGUUGGAUUUAACCAUCAUAGGUUUCGAUUUCAAAAUUCCCCCCAGGCUGAAGAAUGCGAAUACAGAUGGCGGGAAGAAGCAAAACGACGAAAGAACGAGAGAUCGAAGAAGAGUAGAGAGGCUGCUACUUCGUGCAUCCCGUCGCCCCACCGUGGCAGUCGCCCCGCUGUCGUCGCCGUCGUGCCGUUGCCACUGUCCUGCCGCCACCGUGGCCGUCGCCCCUGUUCCAACCGAUUGAAGAAAAUAUAG
Molecule: messenger RNA, 1023 nt
Organism: Camellia sinensis
Lineage: Eukaryota; Viridiplantae; Streptophyta; Magnoliopsida; Ericales; Theaceae
Source: RefSeq, a predicted model, not a curated record